AAGCAAGAGCGAUCAGAUACUGAUUCGUCGUUUGUGGAAAGAAAACAAAUUCGUUCCAGACUUUGUUGAAAAAUUGUGUAAAAAUGACUACUGCAGUUGAACCGACUCGUGAAAAAGCACUCCAAGAUUAUCGGAAGAAGCUGUUAGAUCACAAGGAAGUGGAAUCCAGGUUAAAGGAGUUGCGAGAAUCUUUGAAGGAGCUUACAAAACAGUUUGAUAAGUCGGAAAAUGACCUGAAGGCACUGCAAAGCGUCGGCCAGAUCGUGGGAGAAGUAUUGAAACAGCUCACGGAGGACAAGUUCAUUGUAAAGGCAACGAAUGGCCCUCGAUAUGUGGUAGGAUGCCGUAGGCAAUUGGAUAAGACCAAGCUGAAGUCGGGAACUCGAGUAGCACUGGAUAUGACCACUUUAACGAUUAUGAGAUACCUGCCUCGGGAGGUUGAUCCUUUGGUGUACAACAUGUCACACGAAGAUCCAGGAGAAGUUACAUAUUCCGCAAUUGGUGGUUUGUCUGAACAGAUUCGUGAAUUGCGUGAGGUUAUCGAACUACCACUUCUCAAUCCGGAGCUAUUCCUUCGUGUAGGAAUAACUCCACCCAAGGGGUGUCUAUUGUAUGGGCCACCUGGAACGGGGAAAACAUUGCUUGCUCGAGCUGUCGCUUCUCAACUGGAUGCAAAUUUCCUAAAGGUCGUUUCAUCGGCCAUUGUUGAUAAAUACAUCGGAGAAUCGGCUCGUUUGAUUCGAGAGAUGUUCAACUAUGCUCGAGACCACCAGCCGUGUAUAAUUUUCAUGGAUGAAAUUGAUGCUAUUGGAGGACGACGUUUCUCCGAGGGAACAUCAGCGGAUCGUGAAAUUCAACGUACGCUGAUGGAGUUGCUGAAUCAAAUGGAUGGGUUCGAUUCGUUGGGACAGGUCAAGAUGAUUAUGGCUACCAAUCGGCCAGAUACGCUUGAUCCAGCUCUGCUACGUCCUGGACGUUUGGACAGGAAAAUUGAAAUCCCACUUCCCAAUGAGCAAGCUAGGUUGGAAAUUUUAAAAAUCCACGCCGGACCAAUUGCCAAGCACGGUGAUAUCGAUUACGAAGCGGUAGUGAAAUUAUCGGACAACUUCAAUGGUGCUGAUUUGCGUAACGUGUGCACCGAAGCUGGUUUGUUUGCUAUACGUGCUGAACGGGAGUACGUCAUUCAAGAGGACUUUAUGAAGGCCGUUCGGAAGGUCGCAGACAACAAAAGACUGGAAAGCAAAUUGGACUACAAACCAGUAUAAGUGGUCACCGUUCUUGCAUCCAUUCAUUGCGCAAGUAUAUUCAGUUU
This is a messenger RNA of Ochlerotatus camptorhynchus, 1312 nucleotides long. RefSeq names its product Regulatory particle triple-A ATPase 4 (gene Rpt4). Gene Ontology annotation, molecular function: ATP hydrolysis activity; proteasome-activating activity; ATP binding. Lineage: Eukaryota; Metazoa; Arthropoda; Insecta; Diptera; Culicidae. Gene Ontology annotation, cellular component: proteasome regulatory particle, base subcomplex; cytosolic proteasome complex. The coding region runs from base 84 to 1265 and encodes 393 amino acids. The transcript has 3 exons. The record is from RefSeq and is a predicted model, not a curated record. Gene Ontology annotation, biological process: positive regulation of RNA polymerase II transcription preinitiation complex assembly.